Molecule: messenger RNA, 1285 nt
Organism: Raphanus sativus (radish)
Lineage: Eukaryota; Viridiplantae; Streptophyta; Magnoliopsida; Brassicales; Brassicaceae
Exons: 6
Coding region: 121-1017 (298 amino acids)
Molecular function (GO): protein binding
Source: RefSeq, a predicted model, not a curated record
CGUUCGGUAAUGCAUGUGUACAUAUCCCUAUAUAUAUAGAUAUUUGAUUUGCAUCUCAAAUGCGCAUAUAAGCCUCAACGAAGAACAAACUUAAGUUCAUAUCAUUUGCAGCUUGUUAACAUGUUACGACGACCAAUACCCAUUGAAAAGAUGGUGCAAGAGUUCAAGAAGAAUCACCCAAAUUCUCACUUGCUCAAGAUAGACAAAUUCUCUUUACUCGCAAAGUAUGGGGCUGCUGCUCGUGUCGAAUCUUCUGUUUUUGAGAUCUGUGGUCGCAAAUGGAAAAUCAAUGUGGAGUAUGACAAGGAUGCAGAGCAUGUCUCCAUUUACUUAGAGAAUCAAGAUCCAGUAAACGUUAAGCUCAAGUUUCAAGUCUAUGUCGUAAGUCAGUUAAAGCCAGAAUGGUACCCCAAAAACAAUGUAAUAAUGGAAUUUGAUGCAUCACCAAAUCCGACUCUACAAGGAAUAAAAUUGAUGUCACUGUGUGGUCUUAAGAGCAAAGGGUUUCUUAUUGAAGAUUGUUGUAUGUUCGGUGCCACUCUUCCUGACCAGGAAACUGAGAGACCUGGAACAGCUGAAUGUUAUAGCCUAAUUGAGAAGCCUCUCAAUGACAAAGUCACUUGGAUGAUGACCAAGUUCUCCUCUUUCGACCCUGAAAAGGCUCAUCUCUCCAAUCCGUUUGUCGUUGGAAACCGCAAAUGGAGAAUUGAAGUUCAUCCAAGAGGAUAUAAAAGGGGAAAAGGCGAAUCAUUCUCUGUGUAUUUAGUGGGAGAAGGGUUUAUCAACAAUGAACCAAAGGCAGAGACUUUCGUGAAAUGUAAGCUGAGAGUAUUGGAUCAAGUUAACCGCAAUCAUGUUGAGAAAACAGCUUCGUAUUGGGUUGAUGCAGAAUAUGAUCGCGAUAAUGGUUUUGAUGAGUUCAUGCCUCUGUCGAAACUUUGUGAACCUUAUUUGGUGAAGGAUAAGCUUUACGUGGGAGUUGAGUUUGAAGUCAUUUCUGUGACUAAAUAUGUAUGAACAUCCUCCUAUAUAUGUGUGAAGGAUCGAACACUAGAAUAAAAUAAGAAAUAUAAUGUUAUGUAAUGUAAUAAAUCAAAAUGCUGGAGAAUAUGGUUUAUGUAGCGACACAGCCUGAGGACGUGGAGAUGCAAUAAAUAAUCUCUUUUUUUUUUUUGUAAUCCUAAUCAAUAUAAAAAAGGAAGAAACAAUCUGCUUCGAGGAAUCAGAUCUUCCUGCUUUGUAUUUGCUUCCAUGUUUAUAAAUAAUACACUUUUAUGUCAUCAAA